CUUACCUUGCAAUAUAAAAAUUCAUCAUCUGACUUAUUGAAACCUUUCAUUAAAAGUUUCACAACCAUCUGUGAGAUCCUUUCUUUCAAAUCAGUGGAGAUUCCCUCAUCACUUACACCACAUUCUUCAGUAUUCACAGAACAAAUUAUUGAUUUCAAUGCAGUUAAAUAGAUCUGUAGUCGAUUUUGAGGACUUAACUUGUUAUUCUUAUCAAUAUCAAUCAAAUUUGUUAGAACACCGUUUGGCCCAACCAGUUCUUCUGAAAACUGAAGAAAUAAUGUAUGGUAUGACAUGCACAUUAACUUGCACAUGGAUAUUGAAUAAGUAUCUAGGUUUAAAAUUAAGAAAUUCAUUGGUAAUACAAUCUAAUGGAUUUGAAAGAAUAAAAAACAAAAUUUAAAUUUGUAGAAGUAGUAUUUUAUAGGUAAUAAAGUACUAUUUAUAAAAUCUUAAAGAAUAGAGACUAGAGACAGGAUCAGGAAAUGUGAAAUUAACAAAAAUGUGUGAUUUGAACAUUAUCUAUUAUUGAAAAAUUAAUUCAAAAUAUGAUGAAUUGGUACAAUUAAGUUUUCAAAAAACAUAUUACCUGUGUGCCUAAUUCUGCAUUUAAUUGUAGAAGACAUUGCAGAUUAUGUAGUAUAUCAGGCAUUAUUAUAUCCGAAGACUCCUUUAGACAUAGAAUGUGCCAAGAAACGACUUUUCCCAGGCAAUUUAAAUCAAAUCGCAAAUUUUGUUUUGAUAAAAUGUUAUUUAUUAAAUGUGUCACUUUUGCUACUAGAAACACAUCUGUAGGUUUAAUAUUUACAUAUAACGCAGUAACUAAUGUAGAAGCAUCCUUAAAGGCAAACAAUUCGAUUAGUAAAUAAUAUAAGUGAAUAAAAGAGCUUCAUUGAUAACCUAAACUACUCACAUGUUUACGCACAAAUAAUCCGUAUUUAUAAGGUUGUGCGUUGAGUUCAUCUAUCAACAUAUUAAUUUUAGAUUGGUUGUGUUCUUUCGCAUAAAGCAAAUUACAAAGUUCCCCACUCAAGAGAGAGAAACUCUGAGAACAGUUUGAUUCCAUUUCUCCUGUUACUUUAAAAUUAUAUUUAUUUAAAUUGUUUCGACGUUUUUAUGUGUUAUAGAAUCUUUCAUAACAUUCAUUGAAUAUUUUUGGCAUACAAGAAUCACAAAGUACUCCAGCGAGUGUUCUGUGUUCUCAAUUUCAUUAAUGCAGCAUUUACCCUAUGGGUGACGUCUUCAUCGACAUUAGCAUCAGGAUUAAAUAUAGAGCACAAGUAUAUUGAACUUGUCAGCUUUAGGGAUUGGGGUGCGUCCAAUAGACAGUUUCGUUCUACAUGUCUCCGGUAAAGAAGCAUUUAAGGUACUUCGUUUUGCUUUUGCUAACUCGUAAGCCAUGCGCCUCCAAAGCCUGCGUCCUCGUGUUCAGAAGUUCUUGUAGUAGUUGCGCAUUAUUGGUUGCCAGUACAAUAUCGUCAGCAUAAAGCAUGUUCCAUGGUAAUAGGGUUUUUUUUUCUGGUGAGGCAAAAACUAUGUGUAUUUAGGUUUAGGACUCAUGUUGUGGUAGAGAGAUUAUUUCGUUCCUUAAAAAAAAGUAUUUUUUUCCAAGCUAUCAUCAAUAGACUUCGAAGUGAAUGCAAAUUAGGUAGAAUCAUUGUGACCAUGGCAAGAAUAUUUUAAAAUACGCCUCGUACUCGUUUUAAUAUUGGUGUCGAUUCUGGCAUAAUUCUCUAAUAUUUUAACUAAAUUUAGCAUCAGUAUCAUAUACUGUUGUCUAGUUUAAGUUUAGAUUUAGAGAUUCAUGUCAGAAUCGAUACCAUUGAUUUAUUAAAUAAUUAAUUAGUGUGCGCAAAAAUUUAGGAAACAAGUACAAUAUCCAUACUCCUGCUACUUUUAUAAAUGCGAAAUUGUGUCUAUCUUUCUUCGCAUUUAAACUGCUGUACCAAUUUUGAUGAAAUUUCAAACCUCACACUUAUACUAACUUUCAUGUCAAUGCAAGUAAAAAGAGCAUACAUUAAUUAUUCAUCUGAGAAAAAAGAGAUAAGUCCAUGGAGAUCAGAUAACAGAUCAUUUUAUCAUCAAAAUCGUCAAAAUUAAUGAAACUGACAAUUUAUUUAACGAGAUUUUAAAAUAAACUUUCAAUUUUGUUUAAAAUUAAUGGAAAUUAAUGAACAUAUACGAAAUUAAUAGAAGGGAUCUAUGUCGACGUUGUUUAAUAUGAAACCUCCGGUUGGAGAAAAGCAGAUAGCAAGUCAUCCAUGGGAAAAAAUUAUCAAGGAUGUGCAUUGCGAUAAAAUGAAAUUUGCUCACAAUUCCGUAAAUAACCCUCAUUACCCAAUGAAAAAGAAAAAGCUUACUCCUGAAAAUAUCGUUAAAUUCCGUGUUAUUGGUGAUAGAGUCACAAAAGAAUUUAUUUACUGCGUUAAUCUAGUGAGUGGUUUGCAUAAAUACAGAUGGAAAAAAUUCGAUGUCCCUGAAAUAAGAGGUGUGACUUCUGUGGAAUGGCCCGAGAUAUGGCACAAUUUGAAGGUCAAAUAUGGUGGGCUGACUCACUGCCUCCAAUCACGCGUUGCUGUACUUAUGAACGACACCAUUCUUGGCGGCGAGAAAGAGUUGAAGGAGCUGAUCGAAUCGAAAUACAUUUACCACUUGCAGUUGAAUUAUUACAACGAAGCUGUCGCAAACUUUGCCACCUACAUAAGAUCUUCUGGCAGACCUUGCGCGUACAUGCAUAUUUCUAUAAAUAAAGAACAUAUUGGCACUAUGAUUUUUAUGUUGUAUUCCGAUUUGGUACCCUACACCUGUGAUAACUUCUUGCGACUCUGCAACCAAACUAAAGGUGGCUACAGUGGUACUCCGAUCCAUAGGAUUGUGGCAGAUGGAUGGAUUCAAUGCGGUGGAUUUGGCCUAAAGAGUGUCGAUUUGGAAUGUGAAAAUUUCAUAGUCCCUCAUGAUAGACGAGGCGUGCUGUGUAUGGCGAAUGAUGGCAGGCAUGUUGAUUGCUCUACUCAAUUCUUUGUACUGCUCCAACCCGCUCCUUGGAUGGCUCACAAGUACGUAGCUUUUGGGGUGCUCAUUGAAGGUGAAAAGACGCUCGAUAGAAUCGAAAAAGAACCCACGUGGUACGAAUCGCCAAUUUCCGAAAUCACCAUAUACAAGGCUGGUAUAUUAAACAUGGAAUGUCAUGACAUCACUGUAAAUAAAAGCACUAAUGAGUAUAUCCAUGGACACAUCGAGGACUUGUAUUCAUUAGGUGAAUUAUUGAUAGAGACUUUAAUCCAAAGAGUAUUUUUGGAAGCCGAGUUAAAACUUGUGCAACGUCUAGAAAACGAAUUAUUGGGGGAGUCGGAGGAAAUCUUGGAAGAAGGCGGUCACGGAGAAGUUGGAAAUAUUCACCGUACUCGAAGGUUUAUACGAAAAGGUGAGAUGCAAGAAGACACCAACAGUCAUACCGAACACCAGCAUAUCCGCAAUCAAUCAAUAAAAAGUGCGACUGUCAAAGUCGUACCUUUAACAAGCAAAGAUAGCGAGCAAGAAAACAAUGAAUUUGACGUCGAAGAAUACGAAAUGGAAGAGAGUGUUUAUCAACACAUGUCUAUUGUAUCAGAAAGCAUUGUCGUAAAGCCGGAAAAACCGUACUACAUACCACUUACGGACGUGCUGUAUCCAGGAGAAAAGGACUCGACGUAUGACUUGAAAAAAUUCCUAAGAGGAGACUACUGCCUUGAAAGCGACAUUGAUCCAGAGCGUCCAAAAUUACCUCGCAAAGCAAAGCCGAAUUAUCCUUCCGCUCUAUUAAAGUUAUCCGAUGACGUAUCAGAAUCAGCGUCUUCUCAGUCAUUGGAUUCUGAAGAUGAAAAAGAAGUACGAGAAUACCUGAGAAAUAACGCGGAUCAAGUGAGCUUCGCUGGAGAAAUAAUAAAGAGUAUAGCUCGAGAACAUAAAAAAAUCAAUUUAUUUGAAGGCGAAGGGAAACCUGUGCAAAUUACCGAAGAACAGCUCAGAAAAGUUAGAUUAGCAUCAGUCAAUCAUAAAGCAGCACAUGAUACAAAAGUUACGAUCGACGUCCCAUCUUCGUCGCAGUGUCUACAUCAUAAACAGAUAAAAAGACGCCAAACUGGUUUUGUACACCAUAAAAUAUUCGACAAAACCGAAUCGGAAGCAUCAUUGGAAGAAGAUGAACAGUCAAGGACGGUGCGUAUAUCCGCAUCUGCGACAGUUCCGCCGCCACCCGGCCAUCACACAGUCUCCGGUCGGCGGCCCACCGGCUUCAUCCGUAUGAUGGAGAUCGGUGACCCCGACUCCGAAACGAAUGUACCAGAGCGCGAACAACGCGACUCGCACUCGCAUAGACCUUCUAUACUGCAACGAUUGUACGAUAGCAACCGUAUCGACGAACACGGGCCUACCUUAAAGGGUCACAGAGCCCACUCGGAUGUUCCAGACAAGCACCUAAUGCUCACGUAUUCACCUCACGGUGGAAUGAAAAGCGAAGAGAGCGUCAAGAAAUUAGUUUUGAGGAAGCCGCAAAGCACAAACGCCGACUUGGAGGAGAGCGUAUUGGACUUUCAAUAUAAUAAGAAACUAGUAAGGAAAUUUUCUUCGGACUACGUGAAAACUUUCAGCCAGAUGCAUAACAAAUUCGAGAAUUCAAUAAGAAGUAUAGAGUAUGCUAAAACCAGACCAGCGAUGACGGUGUCUGAUUACCAAGAGAGAAAUCAACUGGAUCAGAAGUUAAAGGAUCAAAUGGAACAGAAGGACGACGCACAAUCGCCCGUCAAAAAUGAUCCCAUAAAGUCAAAAAGGGGCUUGCGGCUGCCUGGGGACUCGCCCUUGUAUUCAAAAGAGCUAUCACUUUCCAGGGUAAAAUCAUCUGACACAGAAGAGUAAUUUUUGAUUAAUAUAGCAUCAUACAUUUUUUAAAGGUUUGUAUUGCUUUAAUUUUCUAAAAACUUUAGCUUUCAAUAAAUAUUGUUAUAGAAAUACGUCUCUUGUUGUUUUAUUUCAUACGAAAACAAAAACCAGUAAUUAAUUCCAAACAUUUUAUUAACACUGAGUUAACACAACAAAUUUCCCAUCACAUUAUAUUUCAUUAUAAUAAUAUCUGCAUUACAUACACUGUAAACUAUCACAAUGCCACUUUCAUAUAUACAAAAAUAUUCUUCGCUAAUAAUACAGGUCUCGUCGUACUCUUCGCUGGCUUUCUAGUAAUAUAGCGGCUAGAAUCGACUCGAUAGGUCCUCUCGUGGCGAGAUCUGCCCGCCGACUAGCACCGUCACACAAUUUGUCUAUGGAACAUCUAGUGUCCAUGGCCGUGGCCGAAGGCGCUUACGCCGUUCUGCGAAUUUGCCGAAGGCCGAUUAUUGUUUCCUUCAGUACUGUUCUCUAAAGCAUUGUUGUUUCUGUUUUCUAACUGUUGUUGCCACAUGGACGCGUAGAAACCUCCUUGCGUUAACAAGAUUUCGUG
Messenger RNA from Chilo suppressalis (striped riceborer), 5467 nucleotides. The record is from the annotation of a GenBank genome assembly. NCBI's taxonomy places the organism in Eukaryota, Metazoa, Arthropoda, Insecta, Lepidoptera, Crambidae.